Molecule: messenger RNA, 6236 nt
Organism: Argiope bruennichi
Lineage: Eukaryota; Metazoa; Arthropoda; Arachnida; Araneae; Araneidae
Product: sodium/potassium-transporting ATPase subunit beta-like
Exons: 6
Coding region: 557-1372 (271 amino acids)
Biological process (GO): intracellular sodium ion homeostasis; potassium ion import across plasma membrane; intracellular potassium ion homeostasis
Cellular component (GO): sodium:potassium-exchanging ATPase complex
Molecular function (GO): ATPase activator activity
Source: RefSeq, a predicted model, not a curated record
GAGGGACAAAAGUAUUUCCCAUAUUCGUGACGUCGCCCCGCGAAUCCGCAAUUACUGAAUGAAAUUUGUUCGCUAGAUCCUCUUACAUCAUUGCUGUUCGUGCAUUCGUUUAGCUCGAACCGGUUUGGAAACGAGUUUUCAGUAACCGACAAAACGCACCGAAGUAAAGAAGGACUGCGUCGCUUGAUCAGAACGACAUAGCAUUCGUGCUCUUGGAACGGUUUCCCGAAAUUCCAUGCAGCAAGCACAGUCGGGGAAAUAAAUCAACUGACUAAAUGUUGAUAUUUGAUAGCGCUCAAAGUGCAAAUCAUCAUCUUUCAAAUUCCUAGGAGGAAAUGCGAGCCGAAAAGUCCUGAGCAUCAGUGAAGUUUGCAUCACCCACGCUUGGCUAAGGAAAAAAAUAAUUGGCGUCCUUGAGAUCGGCAUCGUGAGAAAGCUCUCCGGAACCUCGAGUCGGGAAACAAAUUGGCUAAUUGAUAAGUCUCAACGGAUGUGAGACCGAGCAACGAAGGCGUCACUCGCUGCUAAACUUGGAAGCCAGAAGCAUCUCGCCAAAAUGAUUCACGUCGAUCGAGUAGUAAAAAUUACAGUAUUCUACAUUAUAUUCUAUCUACUGCUAGCAGGUUUUUGGAGUGUUAUGCUCUUAGUUUUUUAUCAAACGUUGGAUUAUUACACACCUAAAUGGCAGUUGGAUAGUAGUCGUAUCGGCUCAAACCCAGGGCUAGGAUUUCGUCCAUUACCUCCACCUGAUAAUGUGGACAGCACAUUAAUUUGGUUCACUCAUGGAAGUUCUCAAGAAUGGGAGCAUUGGACUGCCUCUUUAGAAAAAUAUCUAGAACCUUACAAAGGCGGCCGUCAAUUUGGAGAACAUGUGCAGAACUGCAAAAUAGAUGAUCACUUUGAAGGAAACCGUGUCUGUCAAUUUGAUUUGGAAAGUUUAGGUAAUGAUUGUACAUAUGCAAACAAUUUUGGAUAUGAUCUUGGCACACCUUGUGUACUUCUAAAGAUAAAUAGGAUAUAUGGUUGGAAACCUGUACCAUACUCGAAUGAUUCAUUCCCACCAACAAUGCCUGAUCAUAUAAGGCAAAGAUAUGAUCCCAACUAUGUAUAUAUAUCAUGUGCAGGAGAAAAUCCUGCUGAUAAGGAGAACAUUGGUCCAAUUCGCUACAUUCCUGAGGAUGGAAAAAUUGCAAAGUACUAUUUCCCUUUCACCAAUCUGGACGGUUAUCUCUCCCCAUUUGUGUUUGUUAAGUUUAUGAAGCCAAUCACAGGCGUCCUCAUCAACAUAGAAUGCAAAGCAUGGGCGGCUAAUAUAAGACAUGACCGAACUGAUCGCCUGGGCAGUGUCCACUUUGAAUUGAUGGUUGAUUGAUCUCUUUUAAUUUAUUUUUGCUUCCACUCAUCUCACACUCUAGAUGAAAAAAAAAAAAAAAAAACUUUAUUUUAGAAACCCAGGAUUAAAACUAUUGAAUUUUCACGAUUUUAGAAAGGAAAGGCUGCCUCUAUAUAAGAAUAAAUAAAUAAAUAUAUAUAUAUAUACAUACACACCACUUGAAUAUAAAAAAUAUAGAUUUCAUAGCUAAAUUAUUAAAUCUUGUGCCUAGCUGAAGUGACGUGGGUCACAUCUGUUGUAUGUAUUAAAGCUUAGAAAUUUCCUGCCAUAGUAUUGAGUGGGGAGACAAUCCUCAGAAACCUGUUUUCUCUUCUCUUUAUUCUACUUUCCUGUUAGACUAAGCCACUGUAAAUGUAUUUUUGGGACUUUUACACUGGUUAGGUAGCUGCUUUCUAUAAAGAGGAAAACAUCAGUUUCUAUAGCAACUGAAAUGUAAAUAUUGUUUUUGUUACUCUGUGGGUUUUCUUCCUUUUCCCAUUUCACUAAUCAUUGUUAUCAUGUGUAAGUAUCCUUGGGAUUUUGUUUUGUGUGUGAAUAUACCUGUCAUUUGGAAAUAUAUAUAUAUAUAUAUAUAUAUAUAUAAACUAGGUUUACUUUAGUUUUUGUUUAACUGCAUUGGUAUUUCUUGUAAUGUGGAAUUUAUGCUUGAUACAAAACCCUUUAAUAAAUGAUCUCUUAAAACAGACAUAUUAUUCUUGAGGUUAAAGCCAUAACAUUUUUCAUAUGUUCUAUUUUAUUGAUUUUAUUUUAUGGGAACAUAUAUUCUGACAAUUUUGUUUCUUGUAUUUCAUAUUAAUAUUUAGUUUUUUUUUUUCUUUACCAAGUAAAUUAUGUAAAAUUAAAAUAGAGCUUAAUGGUUCCUAAUUUUAAUUUUUCUAUCCCUCCCCUCUAUUCUGUUACUAAAUUAUUUAAAGAAAUGUAGAGCUUAAUGAUUUGAAUUUAGUGGUUUUAAUUAUCUUUAUUGCCUUUUAAACUCUGACUAGUUGUUUGGACCAUAAUUUUGCAAUUGUUUACUGAAAACUAAUGUGCGUUUCAUUCAUAAAUUAAAAUUCAUUUAGAAGUAUUGAAUUGUUUUUAGUUCUCCAAUAACUUUUUAUCUAAUUACAUAAGAAAAUUUUCCUAUAAAGAAUCCAUUUUAAUGGUUUUUAUAAAUGUCAAAUGGCAGGUAUAGGAAUUUCUCUCUCUCUUUCUCUCUAUUUUUAGAAUUUCAUUUUAAUUCUUCCACUUAGUCUAUUACACAACACUUCUAACACUAUUUUAUUUGUGGCACAAAACUAAAACUAUUUUAUGUAUAGUUAUUAGUGACCCUUUCAUUUGAAUCAUAGAAACCAAAGUAUAGGCAUUGAAUAAAAGAGGCACUGAAGCAGCGAUAUACGCAAAUUAGUCAGAUGCUGCUGUGUCUUUCAUCACACUGCCCAUCAGCAGCACAUUUGUUUCUGCCGAUGUCUCAAUUUUUCCAGAGUUUUUUGCUAUUAUUUCGGGAGUUUAGAAGAGUACAAUGCAGUAUGUAACUUAGCAUUUCUCAGACUGGAUCUGUACUGUAUUUUAAAAUAUAUAUUUCUUAUUUAUUAUCCUUGGCCACUUUCAUCAUCUGUUAUUCAAAUAUUUUAAGAAUUUUUUGACAUUCACAUUUCUGUCUCUAGUAUGCUUGAACUCAUUUGUUAAAAUAUUUCAAGGAAAUAAUGUUGUGCUGUUGUCAAAUGGUUGUUAAUUAAAUAGUUAUGAAAAAGUAUUAUAUGUCAGAAUUAAUGGGAUUUUCAUUCUUUAUUAAUAUUUAAAUUAUAUACUGAAUGGAUGUGACAAAAUAAAACUAAACAAGAUACUACUGAUACUUUUUUCUUAUAUUUUUCAAAGCAACAUUGAAAAUCAUUAUAAAAGUCACAUUUUUUUUAAAAUUAACUUUUGAAUAUCAUUAUGAUCAUUUUAACAUUCUGUUAAACCAGAGACAGUUACCUUGCCAUAUUUUUUAAAUAAAUGUGAAAUAAAAAAGUUUUUUUUAAGUGAACUAAUUUUUGCUAUAGGUAUAUUUACUUAAACUCCUUAUUAGAAUUUAAUUAAUGACAAGCUGUUAUUUUAUAUUUACUUCAUCGCAAUGCAAUAAUGGAUAACAUUCUUCAGAUGGUCUUGAGAAAUGCUAAUUUUAUGAAAUUAUUUGUUUUAAGUCUAUAAUUUUCUCCUGUAGAAUAUUAGACUGUUCUAGUGAAUGUAAACUAUUUCUUGAAAAUCAAGUUAAAUUUCCUCAUGAGUGUGGAAAAUUAUUUAUAAGAUGUUACAAGAAAUAUGUUAUUGUGUGUGUGCCUUUUAAAAGAUGGCUAGUAUUAAUGGAGAGUAUGAUAUUUUACUAUAAUCUUAUUAAAUAUAAAUGUUGAGAUAGGCUCUGGCUUGAAUUUGGAAUGGGAUUUUUUUUAUUUCUAAUUAUAUUUUAUAGUAAUGUAGAUGAUAAAUCGAUGCUAUUUAAUGAUCACGAUAAAAAGAUUUUAGUCACUUUAUUAUAUUUUUUAUCUGAGUUUUAUGAUGUUUAUUAUAAUCAUUUAUUGUUGUUGGAAAAUUUUUACUUUUUUCUCUUUUCAUUUUAUGUUUUAUCAAUUAUUUUUUAUGGUAUUAUGUGGCAUCAUUAUUCUAGCACUUAUUUCUCAUUUUUUUUUUCUUUGUAGUAGCUCAAAAAUUGUGAUAUUUGCUUUACAUUCCAAUCAUAAAUGAAUGUGCAAUUCGCAUAUUCAGAUCAUUUAUUUUUUAUUUGUUCAAAAUUUUGUGAACAAUUAUCCUGAUGCAUUUUAUCUGUUUUAAAUAUAUGUUAUAAAAUAUUUGCUUUAGGAUUUUUGUGUUGGUAAAAAAUGUUAAGUUACGGAAAUAUUUUAUUGUUCAUAUUUUUUCUGUUUUGUCAUCAUUGUUUGUCUGCAAGAAUCUCAUAUGUAACAAAUAUGAUUAUACUAUUAAUUUUUUAUUUUAUUGGACCAAUUAUAAUAGUUUAUUGUAUUUGAAAUAAGAUGAUGCAUUUGUAUACUUUUUUCUUUCAAACUUUGACAUUUGGGUUUAGAAUGUUGGUUAAAAAGUUUAUUUAUAUAAAAAAAAUAUAUCAUGAAGUCUAAGUACAGUAUUUUGCUUGUAUUAAAAAUACUAAAUAAAUUCAAAAUAGUUUCAUUCAAUGUGUAAAAAGCCUGAAUUCUCCUUCCUAACUUACUUAUUUAUUUAUUUGUAAUACUUAAAAUAUUUUACCUAAUUGUCCAAAUUUUUUUGUGGUUUUAGGAAAGUAAAUGGUGUAUUGGUUUGCAUUUGCAUUUUUUAUUCAAUUAAUUUAUAAUUUAAUUUUUUCUUUUUAUUAAUUGGUUGUACUUAUUAUUUUGUAUUUGAUUAAUCAUUUUAUGAUGUUAAAAAACAAUAAGAAUAAAUAUUUUUUCAUAUUAUUUCUUGGGAUUUAUCUAAAAAAAAAAGAUUCUGGAUCCUCACUGUAGGAAUGAUUUUUGUUUCUGAAGUUUAUAAUAUUUCCUUCUUUUUGAUGAUCUGACCACUUAUGGGUCUCUCUGUAUGUAAUGUUAAGUUUUAUCAGGAUAAAUAGUUGUAUUUGAUGCAAUCGCAAUACUGUCCUUGAUUUUUUUAAUUUCAAGGGAUUUUUGAUAGUUUAUAUUUUUAUAAUAUUUAUUUAUUUUACUUUUUUUAAAUCCUUGUAUUUAUUUAUUGCAUGUUACUUCAAAUUUAUUACAAACUAAUCUUAUUGCAGCUGAUUUGUCAAAAACUUAAUGAAUUCAUUUCUGCGAGGCUUUUUUAAUUCUUUAAAAACAUCAUUAACUUCAAAAUCUGUUAUAGAUAUUAAUAUGCUAGUUCUUAAAAUGCUGAGAUGGAAAACAGCGUAAAAAUUUUCAUGUUUGAAAUGUUUUCUUCCUCUCAGUAGAUAAUUAAGUUUAUGAAAGUUUUAUUAGCGUAAGAUAAAUAUAUUUAACAAUAUUCAUUUAAAGGGCUAUAAUUUUUAAAUAUUUUGCUAACUUAGCAGACUAAUUUAGACAUUUAUUCAUAGGCAUAAAUUAGGCUUAUUAUCAAUUUUUGCAUCUCUUUCUUUUCUGCUCUAGAAUUAUCAUAUUAGCUUUUUUUGUCAUUUUUAAUUGCUUUAUGAUGUUCUAAAAUUCUUCCAGUUAACAUUAAUUGUUGCUGAAGUGUAUAGAUUUGAUUUGAUAGUCUGUUAGCUAGAUAUGAAAGCUAUGUAGAUUAUAUCAACAAAUCAUUUUCUACUUUUUGAGAUUCCAAGAAUGCUUAUUUCAAGCAAGCAGUUUUUUUUUAAUAAUUAAAUUUUCAAAAUAGUAGAAAGAAAAAUAGGGAAAAUCGUUUAUAUUUUGCUUCUGCUGUUUCAGCAAUUGUUACAGUUGAUACAUAGAUUUAAUAGCAGUUAUGUUCCAACUUCUUGUGUGUGAAUCUUGGAAAUGAUAAGAGUUUAAAUAAAAACAAUAUAUAUAUAUAUAUAAGCUUAAGUGUACUUUUAUGUAGCAGAGAAAAAUAUUUCAAAUAUAAAACUACUGCCAUAUUGUUACAGUGUAUUUAUGAGUCUUAGGUAAUUUUUUUAUUAUUAUUUUGCUUUGGUUUAUGGUGAUAUCAUUUUUAUUUCCCAUUCUUUCUCUUCAUGUUUAAUCAUUCCAUUUGUAAUAAAUAAAACAUUUUGUGAUAAUUUUUUUAAUUGUUUCUUGGGACUUUUGUACGAUUUUAUGUAUAUUGACAAAGCAUUUUCAUAUCACCUGAAAUUCCUGGUGGUAAGAGGGUAGCUUUAGCCUUUUAUUGUAGAGCCAACUGCUGAAUUGUUUAUUUAUGUGUUCCAUUGUACAAAAGAGAAUUUAGUUAAUAAAUGCUGUAAUGUGGC